Ictalurus furcatus (blue catfish) is the source of this 2817-nucleotide messenger RNA. RefSeq lists its product as uncharacterized. The coding region runs from base 725 to 2161 and encodes 478 amino acids. The transcript has 2 exons. The record is from RefSeq and is a predicted model, not a curated record. Lineage: Eukaryota; Metazoa; Chordata; Actinopteri; Siluriformes; Ictaluridae. Gene Ontology annotation, molecular function: nucleic acid binding; zinc ion binding.
GCUGCUCAUUACAGAAAUCUGAUCAAAACCGAGUGAUGGAGUGAGCCUGCUGAGGAAAUUCUACGUUCAGCAAAAUACCACAGGCCGCAGAAAAGGCCCGAAGCAAGGCCUCCAAUCAGGGCAGCAACGCGUCUAGCGCUCUUUCUGAAGCUCGAGUACAACGCACUAUAUUGAUGGCGCAAUUGGAGUCACUGGAGGAGCAACUGGAGUUGGACAUGGAAGAAGUGAGAAUAAAAUCAAAGAAAGAAAAACUUAAACUGCAAACGAAAGUGGCGGAAGCUGAAGCCAGAAUAAACACUCUUACGGAGUCACAGUUCUUGCACUUCCAAACUUCAUCUAGAACUUCAACCAAAUAUAUUGUUCCAAUGACAACAAAAAGGGUUCAAACAAAACAUAGAGCAUACUCUGACCAAAAUGUCACUUACAAAGUGACACAUACGCCAUCACAAGUAAAACUGGAGACCCAAGACCCAUCUUCAAUCACUAUCAGAAGGCCUUUGCAAAGUUCAAUACAAAAGGAAGCUCAGGGAGAUAUCCCUCGUUUGGAUGAUGAUUCCCUCACAGAUGUCAUGAAAAGGCAAAAUGUAAUCACAGAACUACUGAUAAAGCAAAGUGCAUUGUCGCAACUUCACAAAGAGAAAUCUCAGUCUUUCAUGGAGACCCACUGCAGUUCAGAUCUUUCAUACAAUCUUUUGAGCAGACCAUCGAAACAAAAACUGACGAUAUGCAACAAAGGGUAAACUACUUGGAACAAUACACAUCUGGAGAAACAAGAGACCUUGUCCGUAGCUGUUUUCAUAUGCCACCGGAAGAGGGAUAUAAGGAAGCUAAGAAACAACUUGAAUGGCAUUUCGGAAAUAAAGUUAAAAUCACAUCUGCUUUCAUGGACAAGGCACUGAGGUGGCCUACUAUCAAGUCAGAAGAUGCAUCUAGUCUGAGGUCGUUUGCACUCUUCUUGAAAAGUUGUCAUAACACAAUGAGGGAGCUGGACUAUGUUACAGAUCUUGAAACACCCUCCAAUUUAAAGAUCAUUGUGUCAAAGCUACCAUUUAGGCUUCGUGACAAGUGGAGAGCGGUAGUCUACAACAUCUACGACAAACACAAGCAGAGAGCGACAUUUAGAGAUCUACUUGCAUUUGACAAACAAUCACAAAAGAUGCUGGACCCAAUCUUUGGAAAGAUUCAAAGCCCAUUGAAGCAAACUUCCGAAUCAAAAGGCCAGUACAAAGCCUACUCCAAAGCAAAUAGUAGGGGGAGCAGUUUCGCUACGACUGUUUCGCCAGUGUCAAAGGCUGAGCCAUCCAAGAAUGACAAGCAAGGUGGAAAUACCAUGAAUGGUUCUGAUGCAUUUGUAAAGCCUUGCAUGUUCUGCAAUAAAAAUCAUCCAAUGGAAGUAUGUGAAGUAUUUAAAAAUAAACCAAACAAAGAAAAGGUGGACUUCUUGAAAGUUAAAGGACUGUGUUUUGGGUGUCUACAAAGAGGACACAUGAGCAAGAAUUGUAAGAAGCAGAUGUCGUGUAAUGUGUGUAAAAGGGGUCAUCCAACCAUGCUACAUAUACACACAAAGGAAACCCAACAGCAUCAGGAUCACGCUGAAGAAUUCUCUGGUUCCAAUGCAGUCGUUUCUUUAGCAACUGGUAGCCAUACUGGGGCUGGCACAAAAGAAUGUGCUCUAGCAAUCGUCCCAGUCAAAGUGAAGUUGGAGAAAGGUACGAAAUGUAUCCAAACCUAUGCUUUCCUACAUCCAGGGAGCUGUGCAACAUUUUGUACCAAGGAAUUAUCCAUGCAGCUUCACGCCCUUGGUAAGAAAACAGAAAUACUUUUGAAAAUAAUGGGACAACAGAAACCAAUAACUAGUUAUAAAAUAUCUGGCAUAGAAGUAGCAGCACUAGACAGUAACUCAUUUCUCAAAUUGCCUGACGUUUUCAUACAAAAAUCAAUUCCAGUGACACACAACAACAUUCCGAAAUUGGAUGAUAUAAGAAAAUGGUCUUACCUGAAAGAGGUCGACUUGACUCCAAUCAAUGCAACCACUGGCCUACUAAUAGGUGUCAAUACACCGAAGUCUCUAGAACCCUGGAGAAUAAUUAACAGUAGAGGUGAUGGGCCCUAUGCUGUUAAAACCCUUCUUAGCUGGGUUAUCAAUGGUCCACUCGGCUAAGGCGGGAUCGAAAAUGACAAGGAUACCACUGUUCAAGUCAAUAGGAUAUCUGUCGUUAACCUGGAAAACCUUUUGAUGCAACAAUAUAAUCAGGAUUUCAUGGAACAGCACUAUGGAGAAAAGAAUGAACUGUCACAGGAAGAUCACCAUUUUAUGAGUAUCAUAUCUACUUCAGCUGAACUUAAAGAUAGUCAUUACCACUUAAAACUCCCCUUUCGUAACAGCAAUGUGAUCAUGCCCAGCAAUAGGCAAAUAGCCCAUCAAAGAACUCAACAUCUGCUGAAGAGAUUCGAAAAGGAUCAAAAGUUUUAUAAUGACUACAAAUCAUUUAUGAACAACAUUAUAACCUGGGAAGAAUGGCUUCGCUCGCUUCAUCUACUGGAUCCUUUCAAGGUAAAUCAGAACUUUAUUCCUAAGGGCUUUGAAGACUUCAAACCACUUUUGUGAUGCUAGUGAAGUAGGUUAUGGUGCCGUAUCCUACCUUCAGUUCACAAACGGUUUGGGUGAAGUCUGUGUGUCCUUUGCCUUUGGAAAAGCUAAAGUUGCACCUCUUAAGUGUACUACCAUCCCCAGAAUGGAAUUGGCAGCAGCAGUCUUAGCUGUACGUAUGGAUCACAUGCUGAAGACAGAGCUACAACUCUCAUUAUCAGAUUCCA